Molecule: messenger RNA, 536 nt
Organism: Alligator sinensis (Chinese alligator)
Lineage: Eukaryota; Metazoa; Chordata; Crocodylia; Alligatoridae
Gene: PGAM1
Product: phosphoglycerate mutase 1
Exons: 3
Coding region: 1-411 (136 amino acids)
Biological process (GO): glycolytic process
Molecular function (GO): intramolecular phosphotransferase activity
Source: RefSeq, a predicted model, not a curated record
AUGCCGCCCCCCAGCCCCACAGCGGGCGGGCACAUGGGGCCGUGGGCGUUGCAGGACCGGCGCUACGCCGACCUGACCCAGGACCAGCUGCCCACCUGCGAGAGCCUGAAGGACACCAUCGCCCGCGCCCUGCCCUUCUGGAAUGAGGAGAUCGUCCCGCAGAUCAAGGAGGGCAAGCGGGUGCUGGUGGCUGGCCACGGGCAAAUCACCAGCCUGCGCGGCAUCGUCAAGCACCUGGAAGGCAUGUCGGAGGAGGCCAUCAUGGAGCUGAACCUGCCCACGGGCAUCCCCAUCGUGUACGAGCUGGACAAGAACCUGAAGCCGGUGAAGCCGAUGCAGUUCCUGGGCGACGAGGAGACGGUGCGCAAGGCCAUGGAGGCCGUGGCUGGGCAAGGGAAGGCCCAGAAGUGAGGGCGGCUCCGUGGCAGAGCCGUCCCCCCCUCCCACCCCCGCGCACAUGCCCGCAGCCUAGGAACACCAGCUCGGAGCCUGGCCGGGGGGGCUCCCGGGACCACCUGGACCAAGCCCCCGCGCAC